AGGAAAGUCCAUCUGAAGGUUUGACAUUGGACGAGAGUAGUUUGACAAUGACUGAGGACAAUUUACUUGAUGACUCCUUCCAGGACAAAGUAACAGUGGAUAAUGAUGUUAGUUUUCUCUUGGACAACUCUACAGAAAUUAAUUACAUAGACGAGGAAACAGUGAAAUCUCAUUCUACAAGUAGUAGUUCAGUUCCACCUACAACAGUGAGCAGUUUAUCCCCUGCAUCUAAUAACAAUGAUGUAAAUGCCCAGGAGAUAAUGACAACAUCAAUGACAUCAGAAAUUACUGACUCUGUUUUCACUACUCUUAACCCCGGGACCAUUAUACCAAACAGCCCCUUGGUACAAACCACAACCAGCGUUAUCUCUUCCCCCUCUCAGUCAUAUGGAAAAGAAAGCAGUGAAGUGCCUGUGAUGACUGAAACGGUAUCAGAGGUACCAGAGAUGCAAAGUACCACAUUUGGCAGCACAUCUACAACUACUCGACUUUCUCCUAGCACUCGGAAGAGAAGAUUGCCUUUGAGAAAGGAUUUUGCUAUUGCACUGUUAAAAAUAGUUUCCCGUGUGAAUCGCCCUACUGUACCAUUCUAUGUUACAACUGUCACUUCUAAUUUAAAUGAAGAUUCUACAGUACCAUACUCACUACCUGUUACUUCAGCGGCUGAAAUGAUUUCAGAGCUCUCUCAACAAGACGUCACUACCUUCUCUCCAUAUGUCACAUCAAUGGCAAAAAAGAUUACAACAAGAGCUGUAACAUAUUCUCCAAAGGUUGUUUCUUCUGCCACUGUGGGAACCACACCACAUAGUUCCACUGCUAAACUAAAAGCCAAUUCCAUUAAUUCGGUGACAGAGAAAAUGCCAGAAGUUUUCACUACAUCUGACUUGUUUAAAUCGACAUCUACAUUUGCACCACUGUCUUCACCAUUACUUAGCCUUUCUUCUGAUGCAAUAAAUUCUACCACAGCAACUCCAACUGCAACUGUAGCAGUUCCCAUUACUGAAACUACUUUAUCAGAAACUGUCACUGUUGUUUCCAGUACAGAAACUCUCACGUCAACAGUUUCUGAAAUAAAGCCUCCUACAAGCACAGAAGCUAUAAACAAUCUUGUUGCAAAUAAGUCUGUAGCUGCCUUUACAGAAAAUAUUACUGAUGAAAUACAGACAAGUUAUUCCAAUAAAAUUGUACAUACCAGCAACUCAUCUUCUCAGGAAGCAAUGAAAAUUAGGAAUUCUAAAAUCAGAUUUGUUUCUGUUGACAGACCACCUCUGGAAAGUGACAGUCUUGUUACUGAAUCGUCACCUGACUUAAGUUCUUCAGUAAAAGAGGCUGUAGUUACGGUGCAAUCAACAGCAACUUAUUCAAAUACUGAAAAAGUUUCAGCAUCUUCUACUGUAAAAAUUCCUGCCUCUUCUAGUACAACAAGUGACAGUGAGUUUGCUUCUGUAGAGAUGCUGAAAAUGAUAAAUACAUCAACAAUGGCUGUUUCAGUUGACAGAGCUCUUCCAAACAAUGAUACCCUUGAUGCAAAUCAAACAAUCAAUCUCAUACCUUCUGCUUCAUCUAACACAUCCAGCAUUUCCUUGCCAGUGACAGAAGCAUCAAAGCUUGUUAUGGACUCUGUGACACAAUCUGUACCAUCUUCUACAGAGACUGACUCCUUAGUUAGAACACGCUUCCCAGUGAGAAUUACUAUUGCACCAAGAGGUACUGCUAGUACCACUACUAUACCUCCACUUGUAAAAGGAAAAAGCAAUAGUGAUCCAGUUGCCCAAAGGAGGAUGGUGGAUAAUGUUAAUGACGAGACUCAGUAUUUAGCCACUACAUCUCAUUAUCAAACUACAACUACAGUCCGCACUCCUCUUCCCUUUGUUAUCUUUGGAAUAUUCCCUAAUAACACUGUGUUCCGCAAAUACCCUCAUUCUGGAAAGACAGAACAAGUCAGUGAAAAUGAGAUCGCUAGACAUCAAGAGUAUUAUCCUGAAGAGCAGACAUCACAGACCAGUUAUACUACCUCAGUAACUGGUGACCCAAUAGGAAAUGAAAUAUUAUACAGGAAUGCAAUGAGAAAUUCAGUUCAAACAAGUCUGCCUCGUGCUACAGUGAAUACAAGGCUGCCUGCAGGAAGAAAUCCAUCAGAGAAUGAAGUAGCAUGGGCUCUUGGCACCAGAACAAGCAUCCCUAUUCCACCAGCACAAAGUGAAAUAGACAGCGGGCAGCAGACUGAAAUGAUCAGCGAUUCCAAAAAGUUCAUCACAGGGUCUGAGUCAAUAGUAGUGAGUGCUUCUGACAGAUCAGUGAUUCCUACUGUUACUCAGCGUAUACAGCCUCAAGUGACAUUUGCUCUUCCAUCUGAGGUAUCAAAUUCUGUCUAUAAUGUUCAGGGCUCCAAAUACAGCAACUAUUGGUCCAGCUCCACGAGUGAGAAGCCCAAGUUCCACUACAUUACCAGCAACUCUCUUUCUGCAGAAAUUUCAACAUCAACAUCUAUCCCCCUGUUCAUUGUUACACCUGAACCAGCAACUUCCAGCACGACAAAGAUAGUAUAUAAAUGGAAACCAGUUACUGAUAAGCAAAAUCUUGUUGAAAAGACCACCGACAAUGCCAUAUCCUCAACAAAAACUGAAAAACUGAACAUUGCUACACAGUUGCCCAUACAAACAAAUGCUCAGACAGUCCCUUCAUCAACUGUGAGCAGUACUGAAGCAACAUUACCAUUGUCAUCAUCAACCAUGACUGUAUCCCAGAUCACAGAUAACAUAUUGCGUGGAGUACCUAAACUUGAGACUGCUGCUACCAUUCUAUCUGGCAUCAGUAAUCCACAAGAGAUGACAACCCCAGUGAUCAGUGCAAGUGAAUCAACAAGCAAACUAUCCACAGUUGAAAGGAUUGGUAGCACACUUUUACCAUCAGUGCCAACGAUGAAAGAAAGAGUAGCUACUAGUGCUAGAGUAACCACAGAAAGAUUCUUGUCACAACCAGCAACAUCACCAUCACCUCCGCUGAGUAUUAGAGGCUUGAUUUCGAGGGUUCUGGGAAAUAUUACACCAAACUUGUCAACAGCUUCAACUAUUGGAAAGUCUACUGCAUCUCCAGUAAUGACAGUGACAGCCAAAAGACAGCUGACAACUAUGACAUCACUACCAGUAAGUUCCUACAUAACUGAAAGACUGGUGACAGUAACUCCUGUUGCCCCACUGACAAAUAAUUCAUCUUCAAAACCUGUUGACAUGUCAUCUGCAUCUGUAGAAACUAAAACAGUUGCUCUGACCACUAAACCAGCAACUUCACAACCGACCACUGCUAAGGCUGCACCUGCCACAGUAACAACUAUUAAGACAACAACCAAAGCUACAACUGUGAAACCAGCUAUUGUGACCAUUGCUACAUCUCUCAUGACAACAACUUUGAAACCUACCAACCACAAGUCAUCAACCUCUAAACCCUCUACACCAAAGCCUACAACUUCCAAACCUACCACAGCAAAGCCAACAACUCCCAAAGCAACCACACCAAAGCCAACAACUCCCAAACCUACCACAUCAAAGCCAACAACUCCCAAACCUACCACACCAAAGCCAACAACUCCCAAACCUACCACACCAAAGCCAACAACUCCCAAAUCAACCACACCAAAGCCAACAACUCUCAAACCCACCACAGCAAAGCCAACAACUUCCAAACCCACCACAGCAAAGCCAACGACUUCCAAACCCAUCACACCAAAACCAACAACUUCCAAACCCACCACUCCAAAGCCCACUACUUCCAAACCUAUGACACCAAAGCCAACAACUUCCAAACCUGCUGCACCAAAGUUAACAACUUCCAAAACUACAGCACCAAAGCCUACAACUCCCAAACCAACCACACCAAAGCCAACGACUCCCAAACCCACCACUGCAAAGCCAGUGACUUCUAAACCCACUACACAAAAGCCUACAAGUUCCAGACCCACCACACCAAAGGCAACAACUUCUCAGCCAGCAGCACCAAAUCCUAAUACUUCUAAACCAACACAAAAAAUUACCCGUCCACUGGAAAAUACCAUAUCCACAGUUGCUCAAACUACUUCUGACUCAACUUCCGCAACUUAUACUCCACCUCCUGUUACUUCUCCUAGAAAUUCACUUGCAUACUCAUCACUGAACACUGUGGAAUCAGGCAUAAAACAUGUAGAAAGUGAAUCUGUGCAUGAAAGAAAUAGCUGGCAGACACUAGACAGACAAGGUCGUCUAGAAGAACUCUCUCUUCUUAAUAUUCUGGCACAAAAUGUUGGUAGCAGGCAAGAACAAAGGAAAGUGAAUCUGGCUGAUAAGGUCAUUGAAGCAGCUUUGCAGCGGUCUUCUACAACUUCUUUGCCCCUUUUCAACAAUAAUCUUCCAAAAACAAAAGUAUUACAGACAUUGGAAAAUGGUGUAGAGAGUAAUCGUUUCUCUUUGGACCUGCUGGGACAGCCAAGUGUAAAUAUUAAUGCAGAUGAUGUGACUGAUGAACCAACUGUUAGUUCAAGCGUAGUGGAACUGGAGAUUCCAAAGAAUACUCCUGUAGUUUCUUCCAAGUCUCCUACAGUGGAAACAGUCACUUCAGGAAAACUGAGCCCUCAGGAUGAACAGCUUCUUUUAGCAUUGUUUGGAAAUCAAAUUUCAGGUGCUCUUCAGCAGCCAAAAUCUCAGAGUACACGAUCUCGGUCCAGACUGAGCCCAGAAGAGCAAUUACUAGCUUCACUGCUUCGUCAGCAAGCCUCAGCAGACUUAAAAACCUCUUCAAAGGGUGGCCAGCAGCAAAAGGAACAAGUACCUGAGGGACACUCCCUAUCUACACUAUCAACAAAACCAAAAUCACAGGGGCUGCCAGUACCUGGGAAACUAAGUGAAGAAGAACUGCUUCUAUCCUUAUUGGGUGGUCAACCCAAAACUACACAGAAGGCAACAGAACGGGUAAAUUCCACCCGUACAAAGCUUUCUGAUGAGGAGAUCCUUGCUGCAUUGUUAAGUGGACAAUCAAAAGGAUCUACAAGAACGGUGGCAACCACACAGGUAAAUUCCACCCAUACGAAGCUUUCUGAUGAGGAGAUCCUUGCUGCAUUGUUAAGUGGACAAUCAAAAGGAUCUACAAGAACGGUGGCAACCACACAGAGAACAUCCACAAAAUCUAGAAGACUGUUGACAGAUGAACAGAUCAUUGCUGGGUUGCUAUCAGGCUCAACCCCAGCAAGUCCAGCAGACCAGGCUCGCUUAGCUGAAUUACUUAAUGGCGGGAGACACAGAACAAGAGUGACAACAACUACAACUCCUGCUGUGCCAAGAGGGCUUGGUUUUCUCUUAGCACGUCCUGGAUCACAGGGUCUUUUCUCAUCUGCCCUCCAGCCAGAUGCAGGAAGUAUAGAUCCAGGAGCAGAUCUGAGUGGUGGGGAAGAUGGAAUCCGUGGUCCAAGGGAACAGGGCACACUUGUGAAAGCUGCGAUUGAUGUAACAAAGGCUGUUUCACAGUUUAUGAGUGCUGUUAUCCAGGGUGCAACUCGUUCUUUCCAGUCAUUCUUUAGGAGUGGCACAAAUCUACUGAGCCAGUAUUUUAGCCUGGGUUCAGCACAAGCAGGAAACUUCCAGUUACGGUGAAACAAUGGAAAGAAUACAUGAAGAAUCAUAUGGCAACUUGCAAUACUAAUAUCUCAGGACGGAAGUACCAACUUCAGGGAAUAACCAAUUUAAUUAAUAUGCUACAUUUGUGAUUUGUGGCAUUCAGUUUGGUAAAAAAGUUCCUUAUUUUAUAUCCCAGUCUAUUUUGUGUACUUCAAUCAUAUGAGGGUAUCUCUUCUGAGGAAGUGACAAAGUACAGAAAGGCUGUGCAAGGACAAGGACAAACUUGUCAACAACAGCUGACUUAGAUCCUAGUGUGUAUUUUGUUUUGGGUUUGUAUGAAUCUUUUUCAACUGAGACAAAUCAGUAUCUUGAAGAUUCACAGCAUUUAAAGUCCACAUUUUGUUCAACUGUGAUGCAUCUUGCGAACCCAAAAUUAAAUGCAUAAAACUGAACUCCGGUGUUAGAUGACUGUUCAUAAGGAUCACUUGUCUACUGGAGUAAUAGCAUAAUUUGUUGUCAUUAAUGAAAAGCAAAAAUCAUUUAUUUCCACUAACAGAUGACCACCCUUUUAUGUGUAACACCUUUAACUGUCCUGUGCUUAAGAUGGAAUUUCUGCUUGAUGUGGUUUUGAUUAACAAUGUGUAAAAUGACAUCUGGUAUAGUUGUAAAUAUUACACUAUCUUUUUUUAAUUUUCGUUUUGUAAAUAUAUUUGGAUCUCACACCACCUAAGAUCCUGUGUAAUGAGGUACUGUACAUGCUCUUGGUUCAAUAACAUUAUUAUCACAGUCUGAAGGUCAUAUUACUGUUUCAUUUCAAGUGAAUGACCAGAAACGAAAUUUACGUUCUAGAAUCAUUUAUCUUCAUACUUUUUUAAUUUGUGGAUGUUAAUUUCCUUUAAAGCAGCAGCUUGACUCAAUGUUGUAUUAUGAAACCGCCACAGUAGUUUUCCAGUUAAGAGAAAGUACAAAGUGCUUGUAAUUUUUUUUUUAAUAUGAGACUUAGUAUAAUGUUCCAAAAUGAUCUUUGCAGUGUGACUGAGGAUAAAACUAAGACACAAAUAAUGCAUAUAUGUUGUAAACCAAGAUUUAUUAACAAUUAUCAGCUAAGCUGCUGAUAUUCCAGAAAAUGUUUUCAUUAUAUAAUCUCCCAAUUCAUUGUUGAUAACAGGACAUUUUUGGUAGUUCUUCUACUGAUAUGUACAUUAUUUAUGUCUCUCAGAGGACUAGGUACAGUUACUUUCAGAAACACGUGUAUAAAAUUGCUUUUGUUGUUUGUACAGUGUAUGUUUGUUUGUAUAAUAAUAAAUGAUACUUGUUA
Schistocerca cancellata (South American locust) is the source of this 6900-nucleotide messenger RNA. Its product is annotated as mucin-17-like. Bases 48 to 5618 code for a protein of 1856 amino acids. The transcript is spliced from 23 exons. NCBI's taxonomy places the organism in Eukaryota, Metazoa, Arthropoda, Insecta, Orthoptera, Acrididae. The record is from RefSeq and is a predicted model, not a curated record.